AGCUAGUAGCCAAUCAAACGAAAGCUCCGUUUUGAACGAGGACUUGGAACUUCCUCUCUGAUUGAAACUCACAACAACACCGACCCUUCUGGCUCUGGUCGGGGUUCUCUGACACGGUUUCUCCGAUAAUCUCUUGUUUUGAAGCCUCGCUGUACCCCUUUCUGCCACUUGUUUGAUGGGAACCCAGGAUGGAGAGACAAACUGGGUCGAUGUGGCAAACGAUCUACUCCGCAAGUGUGACCUGAGCUUGAGGCUGAGGAAAAUGACGGACUGUAAUGCAGAUGUUUUUGUUUCUCUGUACGAGAACAUCCUCGGGGAGAAGGUUCCAGAUUAUAUUGCAGUUCCGUGCAGCCAAGAGGACGACGUCCACAACGUCCAGUCAGUGAUCGAUUCUCUGUCUUUGGAUUAUCUGCAGAUCAGCCUUUCACACAUCACAGGUGAGAAUAUUGUCAGAGGAGACAAAGAGUCUAUCCAGAAUCUCCUGGAAAUCUUUGAUGGUCUUCUGGAAUAUCUCAGUGAGGAAAUCAAUGCAGAAUCACAGGACUCAGAGGAGCUGAAGGACGUUCUCCAGGAGGAUGAACACAGUGAAAACACAGAACAGGGAAGUGUUUGUGCCACAAAGCAGACGGAGACACAGCUGGAGGGAGUCUCCCUGUCAUCUAGUGGAGAAUCUGCUGUUCAGUCCAGUAAACCGUCCCUCCAUUCCUGCUCUGCUGAUGGAGUGGAAUCCACCAGUGAGCUCAUCGGACUGGGAGUCUCAGCGCGCAACUUUACUGGCAAACAAGACACCGUUUCUCCUCCAGCACCUGGAGAACAUCCGGAGUCAGAGAUGCCAUCAGCUGUUGCUCUGCAGCCGCCAAACCAGAGCGCCGCACCACGCAGCCACGGAUCCAGCACCCGGUCUCAGAGUCACCCUCCUGCAGCGGGCGGCAGCAGACGGCUGCAGGAGGAGGAGGAGGAGGAGGAGGAAGGGGCUGUUUCUGCCAAAACUCAGACCUCUGAGCCGCUCACCAAUGGAGCUCAUUCUCCUGCUGUCUGCCGCUCUCCAGCUGCCAGCGAGCAGUCGUCCUCCAGCCAGCACAGGAGCAGAGCGGCGGAGCAGCAAACCCUGCAGCCGGCCAACGGAGGCCAGAGGAAGGUGCUUUUUCGGACGCAGCCAGACGUGCUCUUCCUCACCUUGCAGGAUGAGGUUACAGCCAGCAGCCCGUCUCCACCAGACACGGACGAAGAAGGAGAUCACAGCUGCAUGCUCAGGGAGAUGAGGCACAGGAGCAGAAGAAGCUCUGGGAAAUCCAGGAUGACUCCAGACGGUUUGGAUGAGCCUCUGUCCUCCCGCAAAGAGAGGAACAAGCGGGCAGAACGAGAGCUGCACCACAUUUCAGAGAAACUCUCCCAUCGACUGGAAGAACUCGACGAAAUGCUCAGGCGAGUUUUAGGUGAAAGCGGAGAGUUCAGGGAGGAGGACCAGCAGGAGCCUCAGAGGACUCACAGACAGCACACAGGAACAGAUGGAGAAGAAUCUCCUCCACACGCUCACUCCUUGAGCUCCUCUCCUCUUGGAGAUCAGCGUUCUGCCCACGGACAGUUGGAGGACGCCGUGGCAGAGGCGUUGAGCCUGGAGGAUGACAGUCGAAUGAACGCAGUCACGGCAAAUCGCUCAAGUAGAGGGAAACGGCCGUGCCGAUCAUCUCAGUUUAGUGAGUAUCUGGACAGUGAUGCCUACGAGGAGGAGCUGAGAAGAUAUGAAGCAAGGCAGCAAGCGGAGCUCCUGGAGGCUCGCCUCGACGCCCAGAAAGCUGAGCGGGAGUACAGAGAGGCCAUACUCGGGGUUGACUCUGAAGAGGUCAGACUGUCUCCGCCCAAAGCAAAAGCUCAGCACAGAACACAAGCUAACACGCCUGCAAUGAGAAAACCGAGGCGCCCGGAGUCCAGGAGGAAAGCUCCUCAGAUGACAAUCAAAGAGAACGACCUUCUCCCCCUGUUACGGGACGAGCUGCCUCACCUUCACGUCUCUCAUCGUGCCCUGCGCGGCAUGUGGGAGCAGCAGAUGCAGCAGGUGGACAGGCUCCACGCCGCCGCGUCCUCUAACAGCCACCGCCGUCGUAAAGUUUCCAACCAGCUGGAGGAGGCUCAGAGGAAGUACGACCUGCUGCUGGAGCUGGUCCGCAAAGACCAAGAGCACAGCAAACGGCUGGGAGACUUUAAGGAGCGCAUCAAGCAGCAGAAGUCCGCCCAGAACAGACUGAGGGAGCAGAGGCAGCAGGUGGCCCGCGGCAAAAAGUACCACAGCGACUUCCACGUCCAGCACCGCGCCCGCAUGAUGAGGGCCCGCACUAAGGAGGAGCGGGUUUUCCGGCAGCUGUUUCAGGAGGGUUUGGAGUUGCAGAAGGCGCGGCUCAGAGAGCAGAGAGUUCACGCCAGGGAGCAGUGGGCGGAGCGCCAGAGGCAACACCAGGACCAGAUCGAGUCCAUGGAGAACUACUACAAAGACCAGUUUUCACUACUGGCUGAAAAACUUGCACAGGAGCGAGAAGAGGUCCAGGUCAGGAAAACGGCUCAAGAGAAGGCUCUGCUAAAGAUGAAGAGAGAGCUGCGUUCUCGUAUGGAGCGUGAGAUCGGCGAACUGCAGAAGAUCAUCGUCCAGAACGACGAGGACGACUACAUCCAGGAUCUGGAGGUCCAGAGGCUGCGCAACCGAGUCCACAUGGCUUCCUUCCAGUACAACACCAGCUAUUUGCACUGAUGCAGCAACUGGAGGCUUUUAGUCCAGACGGAAAGCGACUUUCACAGCAGAGAGGAAAGUACAAGAACCUGAUGCAGUCUUCAGACUGAAACCAACGAAUCAGGAUUGUGUAGAACGAACUGAAAACACAACAAUGUAGCUAGUAGUGACUCGUUGUCCUUACCUCAGCUGAUCUUAAAACACCUUAGACCAAACUCCCAGCCUCCUCGGGCUCAACGAGUCUGAUCUGAUCUCACUGUGUGGUCUCUGUGCACUUUUUACUGUACUUGCUGUAUUCAUUUGCCAAAUAUGGACUCAAAAAGUCCUGAUUUGGCAAAGUAAAAGUAUGAAAUGUCACACUGACAAGACUUAACCUUUUUACUAAAGGAAACAUUUGGUCUUCCUUUAAUAUUUUAACCAAGGAAAUGAAUUAUUUAUUUAACUUUAUUUUUAACUUGAAUUUUAUCAAAGGCUACGAUAAUCAUUCUGUCUUCAUUUCUGUGAUUGUUUUUUUUAACCUCAGACAAAUCCUUAAAAUAGACCAGGAGUUGAAUCUCUAACACUAUUUUCCUGACACUGUGAAGUCUUCAUGUGUGCUCUGUCACAACACAUUAAACGAGUGGAAUCCGUC
Oryzias melastigma (Indian medaka) is the source of this 3353-nucleotide messenger RNA. Its product is annotated as centrosomal protein of 95 kDa. The record is from RefSeq and is a predicted model, not a curated record. The transcript is spliced from 21 exons. The coding region runs from base 176 to 2743 and encodes 855 amino acids. Gene Ontology annotation, cellular component: centrosome; spindle pole. Lineage: Eukaryota; Metazoa; Chordata; Actinopteri; Beloniformes; Adrianichthyidae.